UUAUAAUCUGAAUCAUAAAAUAGGGUUAUAUUUCACAUUUCAACAAAAUGUAAUAAAUAAAUUCAUACAUGAAGGUUCUACAAGUAAUCUAUUUUUUAAAUACAGUUCUGCCUACUUAUUGAAUACAUUGAAUGCCACUUCAUUACUAGUGACCAAUACUUCGACGCUUUGACAUCGUAUCUUCCAGAAAGUUCUUAUUCAAGUAAACUUCAGCCAACAAUUGUACGAAUAAUUAUUUAAAUACCUUUUAUUAAUUCUCGUAUUUGUGGUCAACGAUUUCUUUACUCGAUAAGAUACGUUCAUCUUUUCCACGGAUUGUUUAUUUGUAUAUAAUCAUAUAAUAUAAUUAUUCAGGAUGAAGGGUGUGCAGGAGUCAGUAGUCAGAGCAAAACUCCGAGUUAACUUCAACGACAGUUGCGGAAAAAAUAGGAAGCUCGCAGACAAGAAUAGAUAGAUAGAUCCUUGUCUCUCCGAUGAUGGUGUGACAGAGAGGAUGAUACAACAAUUGCAGGAGAGACAAAGACAGAACGAUGUUAACCAAUUGUAAUUUUCCAAUCAGUUAUUAACAUUGUUUGAGCCCAGGAAGCGACCUUUCCGUCUGAUUUUUUGUAUUAAACUGUUCCUGGUAAAAUUCUGCAAUUUCGCGUUUGAAACAUGAUAAAAAUACGUUUAGAGGCAAGACAUUUUUUGUAGAUCUUUUUUCAGAAAGAGGAAUACAACGCGCGCUGCGAAUUUUACAAGGAACAGUUUAAUAAAAAAAAUCAGACGGAAAGGUCGCUUCCUCGGCUCAAAAAAUGUUAAUAACUGAUUGGAAAAUUAUAAAUGGUUGACAUCGUUCUGUCUUUGUCUCUCUUGGAAUUGUUGUAUCAUCCUCUCUGUCACAGCAUCAUUAGAGUGACAAGGACCUAUCUAUCCUUAUCUCGGAGCUUCCUACUUUUUCCACAACUGUCGCUGAAAUCAACUCGGAGUUUUGCUCUAACUCCUGCGCACCCUUAUGGGUUAGAGUUUGUAGCAGUAAUUCAAAUAUUAUUAGUCCAUAAGAUGGCUGAUUCCAGUGACUUGGAUCGGCAGAUAGAACAGCUGAAAAAAUGUGAAAUUAUCAAAGAAGCAGAAGUCAAAGCUCUUUGUGCAAAGGCACGCGAAAUUUUAAUUGAAGAAAGUAAUGUGCAGAGAGUUGAUUCUCCAGUUACUGUAUGUGGAGAUAUCCAUGGACAAUUCUAUGAUUUGAAAGAAUUAUUUAAAGUUGGCGGAGAUGUUCCAGAAACAAAUUAUCUGUUCAUGGGUGAUUUUGUCGACAGAGGAUUUUACAGCGUAGAAACAUUCCUCCUCCUUCUGGCAUUAAAAGUUCGCUAUCCUGACAGGAUUACAUUAAUAAGAGGAAAUCAUGAAUCCCGGCAAAUUACACAAGUUUAUGGUUUUUAUGAUGAAUGCCUUCGUAAAUAUGGUAGUAUUACAGUUUGGCGGUACUGUACAGAGAUAUUUGAUUAUUUAUCUCUCUCUGCUAUUAUCGAUGGAAAAAUAUUUUGUGUUCACGGAGGAUUAUCUCCAAGUAUUCAAACACUGGAUCAAAUAAGAACUAUAGACAGGAAACAAGAGGUUCCACAUGAUGGACCAAUGUGCGAUUUACUUUGGUCAGAUCCUGAGGAUACUCAGGGUUGGGGAGUUUCACCACGUGGAGCUGGUUAUCUUUUUGGUAGCGACGUUGUAGUACAGUUUAAUACUGCAAAUGAUAUUGACAUGAUAUGCAGAGCUCAUCAAUUAGUUAUGGAAGGAUAUAAAUGGCAUUUUAAUGAGACUGUUCUAACUGUUUGGUCAGCACCUAACUAUUGCUACAGAUGUGGAAACGUGGCUGCUAUAUUAGAAUUAAACGAACACCUUCAACGAGAUUUCACAAUAUUUGAAGCGGCACCACAAGAAAGUCGAGGAAUACCCAGUAAAAAGCCUCAAGCUGAUUACUUUUUAUAAAACAAAUUUCCAUUAAAAAUGACUGUAUAAACCAAAACAUCUCCAAAUAUUUAAAAAAAAGAAAACCUUAAACGAUUGCAUGAUAUGUAUUUAAAUGGAUGUAAACAUGUCCAAUAAAUAUGAAAGCAGCU
Molecule: messenger RNA, 2096 nt
Organism: Hylaeus volcanicus
Lineage: Eukaryota; Metazoa; Arthropoda; Insecta; Hymenoptera; Colletidae
Gene: Pp4-19C
Product: serine/threonine-protein phosphatase 4 catalytic subunit
Exons: 6
Coding region: 823-1965 (380 amino acids)
Biological process (GO): double-strand break repair via homologous recombination; peptidyl-serine dephosphorylation
Cellular component (GO): cytoplasm; nucleus
Molecular function (GO): protein serine/threonine phosphatase activity
Source: RefSeq, a predicted model, not a curated record